UAAAAUAAUAAAUUUAAAAAUUAAAAAUGGGAAAAUAAGGGAAAAACAUGGUAGCAUACCCUGAGAUUGAUGGAGGAUGAGAGAGAAAAUCAAGGGAGCUAGAGAGAGAAAGAAGAACAACAAAAUUGAGGAAAAGCCAGAAAAUAUUAGCCCUUUUGAAGGCUCAUCUUCCUCCUUCUGAGUCUUCAUUAAAGGGCAAUAAAACUAAAUUCUUUAAUUUUUUUCCUUCCUAUUUUCCCAAUUUUUUCAAUUUUUUUUAUCUUCAGAAUUUCGUAAUUUCCUAAAUUUUCAUUAAUUUUAUGACAACCCAGAAAAUUUGGAGACAUACCCAUUAAAGAAAGAAGCUUAAAGUUUCAAUCUUGGUUACUCUAUUACCCCCUGCAUUCAGGGGUGAAAUCGGCAGAGUCGUUCACCGAGUAAGGGUUCAUUUCUAGCCUAGACUACAAGAAUGAGGGGCACAGAUUUACUUGUUAAGUUCAAGAAAAGGCCGAUGCUCGAUGUUUAUACUGCAGCUCUUUAGCCUGUUCAAAGUUUGUAAUUGCAACUCAACAACUCAUUGUAGCAUUUGUUAGGGCCUUGGCAGCUGUUGUAGAAUUUGUAUAAUUAUAGGUGAUUUUAUUUUACCCUGACCAGUUCUUGGUCAUUCAAGUGAAACCUGGCGCUUUUGUACAUUAGCUAUUUGUAUAGGUGCUGGCUGUUGGGGGAUGUUCUUUGUAGCCCCACUGCUCCAGCGUUUUGUUGAGCAAGCGAUGGGUGCAAGAUGGAGGACUUCUAAGCUUCAGUUAACCUGUUUUGUGGUUUUGAUUCUUGGUUUGGGGUUUCGAGGAUCAUCAUCACUCAAUCUUGAAGGUUCAACUUUACUGAAAUUUAAGACUAGAAUAGACUCAGAUCCUUAUAAUUCUCUUGCAAAUUGGAAUUCUGAAGAUGGCAACCCAUGUAACUGGAAGGGUGUCCACUGUGUCGAUGGUAAAGUGCAUAUGCUAGACAUGAGUGGACUUUCUCUUGGAGGAACUCUGACACCUGAGCUUGGGUACCUUGAUAAUUUAAGAGCUCUAAUACUCCGCGCGAACCACCUCUCAGGUGCCAUUCCAGUAGAGUUUGGAUGUCUUGCCAAGCUUGAGGUACUGGAUUUGAGUGGCAAUUAUUUGACUGGAUUGGUUCCGGCAGAGAUUGCAAACAUGGAGUCAAUGAAACGAUUAAUACUUAGUGACAACAACUUCAAAGGCACCAUCCCUCCAGAGCUUGAGGAGCAUAGCCAGCUGUCUGAGCUGCAGUUUGAUGAAUACCUUGCAUCUGUUACCAACAGAAAAUUUGGCCAACGGUCAAAAGUUUCAGUGGAAUCUUGCCGUGGUCAUGGAAGUCAGCAAAUUGGUAAUCUAGAAACUUCAUAUAAGCCAAACACCCUUCAAAAUGCAGAAGUUUUAGUUCCAGUUACUCGUCGUAAGUUAAGUGAAGAGUCCAAUCUUGAAGCUUUACCAUCUAAAAACAGCCCUGUUUCUCAAGGCACCUCUGAACCAAUUUUAAGAAGUAGUGGGUCUUAUCCGGCCGUAAUGAAGGGGAAGAGCCAGUCCCAAGCACCAUCUUCAGUUCAUUCUGAUUCUGACCCACAGCAGGAGAAAGUACCAGCUCAACCUGCCCAAUCCCGUGCCAACACAGGAAAGCUUUCUCAGAAAGUGUGGUUGUUCCUUGCCAUUGGUCUUGGAGUGUUGUUUUUGCUUGCUGUUGCUGCUGCUAUGUAUUUCAUGUGGAGAAAUCGAUGUUCGAAGCCUAUAGGCCCCUUCAAGACUGGCAUUAGUGGGCAACUGCAGAAAGCAUUUGUUACAGGAGUCCCUAAGCUGAAUAGAUCUGAGCUAGAAACAGCAUGUGAAGACUUCAGCAAUAUUAUUGCUACUUUCGAGGCUUUUAUAAUAUACAAAGGAACCUUGUCAAGUGGAGUUGAAAUUGCUGUUGCAUCAACUCUAGUAAAGUCUUCAACAGAUUGGUCAGAUAAGGCGGAAUUGGAAUACCGGAAAAAGAUUGAAACAUUGUCACGAGUGAAUCACAAGAACUAUGUCAAUCUUCUUGGAUAUUGUGAAGAGAAUGAACCUUUCACUCGAAUGAUGGUGCUUGAAUAUGCCCCAAGUGGUAGCCUUUUUGAGCAUCUCCAUGUUAAAGAAGUUGAGCAUCUUGACUGGAAUGCUAGAGUAAGGGCUAUUAUGGGGGCAGCUUAUUGUCUCCAAUACAUGCACCAUGACCUAAAUCCUCCAGUGGCACAUAAAGACUUGAGAUCAUCUGCAAUCUAUUUGACUGAUGAUUAUGCAGCUAAGCUUGUGGAGAAGCCAUUUGACAUUUUACCUGAAGCCAAGGUGUCAGGCGGAGAGAGUUCAAAGCCUGCUGAAUCAACCAAAACUGCUGAUCUGCGGCAAAAUGUUUAUGAGUUUGGUAUAUUGUUGCUUGAAACCAUCACAGGAAGGCUUCCAGACUCGGAAAAUCAAUUGGUAGAUUGGGCUAUGAAGUACUUGAACGACAGGGAGAGUAAUAAGGACUUGAUCGAUCCGAUACUAAAAUCUGUCAAAACUAACGAGCUAGACGUCAUAUGUGAUGUUAUUCUACAGUGCAUUAGACCCGAGCACACGCGUAGACCCACAAUGAAGGAAGUCACAGCAAAAUUGAGACAAGCCAUUCCUAUUACACCUGAUGCUGCAGUACCGCGGCUCUCUCCCCUUUGGUGGGCUGAAUUAGAAAUACUGUCUGUGGAGGCAUCAUGAUUCCCUGCCUUUACUUUUUCUCUUUGUAUGUUUUAAAGAUGUGCCCUUGUUGUUGUAUUGUAAUCAUAUGCAAGAGAAAUAUACCACUCCCCAUUCCAAGUACAAGAGAAUCUGCACGAUUCUAUCUUUUAGCUUUGUAAUUUCUUGUGAUGAUUCAUGUUUUAUCCAUUCAUCUUCA
Molecule: messenger RNA, 2925 nt
Organism: Spinacia oleracea (spinach)
Lineage: Eukaryota; Viridiplantae; Streptophyta; Magnoliopsida; Caryophyllales; Amaranthaceae
Product: protein MALE DISCOVERER 1
Exons: 13
Coding region: 705-2747 (680 amino acids)
Biological process (GO): protein phosphorylation
Molecular function (GO): ATP binding; protein kinase activity; protein binding
Source: RefSeq, a predicted model, not a curated record